AUGGGGGCGCUGGAAGGGCUUUACCGUAGCAGAAUCCAUACGUGUUUGGAGCUGUGUUUGGAGCUGUAUCCAAACAGUCCGAAGCCUUCAAGAAGCCAGGUCAUUUGGUUUCUAGGCUCCUCGAAGCGGCUGAUUGAACGUAGGUUUGGAGAUGGACCUCGUAUCUUAGCGAUGAAGGCUCUAAUCAGUGUUGUACGCGUACACGAAGUGUUACGUCUGUGCGCAACGUGCAAACGGUCGUGCAUCAAGAUCUCGAAUGAAUCCAUAUUUGAAGCAAGAGCAGUCCCUAAUGAUGCUUCAGUGAGUUCAAAGGACAGCAAGCAACGUCUACAAGUGGCCAGCGACGUUCAAAUCCUGGCUGGAGCAUCGGCCAGAAUUACUGCAGCAGUGAGGUCUUGUAGUAUGAUGCAUCGGGAUACGCUGGGUUGGCAGAGAAGGGAAAGAAGCUGCAGGAGCGUGAGCUUUUCUUCCAACUGGGGAACGUCGUUUUUGCAAAUCCCAUUCAUGUCUCUGAACGCUGAUGGCUUGCGAAGUUUAAGUCAAGAAGAUCCUCAAGAAACGCCGUACGCCAUCGCUAAAUUGACAUCAACUCCCAACAAUUUUUCCCGGCCCAGAUGAAUAUUUUCUUUCCAGGAUGACAACUUGUCUAGAACCUCUCCUUCAUCCUCGCACUCACAGUCCUCAAAUUCCCAUACACCUUUCCAGGCGGACUUCCCAAAAUCAAGCUCACAACCGCCUCUUGUGCGAUAUGAAUAUUCUUGAAUCCACCCAGAAUAUGCACCUUCUGAUCCGCAAGCACAAUUCUUGUCCUGCUCGCAUUCUCAAUCGCAAAUUUUGUCUUGCCAUCUUUGCCCGCGAUACGUCCAAUCGCUCGGCUUUUGUGCUCGCCCUCCAGAUUCUUGACAUCCUUGAUUUCGAAACUUCGAAUGUAAAGGUCGUCCAGUCGCAAAAGUGCGAUUGCAUCGUCGAGAUCAAAUCCCAAGCAAAAGGCUUCGAUGAAGUCUGCACCUUUCUGAAUAGCGCCUGUGUCGGUUGUGUGCGAAGAUGUGCGAAGUUCUACAGCUUUCUUGGCGAUGUUCAUUCGGACUUGCAAUUUGAGGUGCUCGACUAAAGGAGGGUAGAUCUUGGUCCAUUCGUUCUUGAGAGGUGUCAUGCGGUGCGGUGGUACUCGCA
This is a messenger RNA of Pseudocercospora fijiensis CIRAD86, 1173 nucleotides long. RefSeq lists its product as uncharacterized. The transcript is spliced from 5 exons. Bases 1 to 618 code for a protein of 205 amino acids. Lineage: Eukaryota; Fungi; Ascomycota; Dothideomycetes; Mycosphaerellales; Mycosphaerellaceae. The record is from RefSeq and is a predicted model, not a curated record.